GUCCCAAGGACAGGGGCAGUGAGCUCCCGGACAGGCUGAAGAGCAUUCCCUUCAACAUGGCUGCUGGGAAAAGAGAGCUUUUGAUGUUGGAAAACUUCAUAGGUGGAAAGUUUUUACCCUGUAACUCAUAUAUAGAUUCUUAUGAUCCAUCCACAGGGGAAGUAUAUUGCAAAGUACCAAACAGCGGGAAAGAAGAGAUUGAAGCUGCCGUGGAGGCUGCCAGAGAGGCCUUCCCUGCCUGGUCGUCCCGGAGCCCCCAGGAACGUUCUCUGGUCCUGAACCGACUGGCUGAUUUAGUGGAGCAGUCCCUGGAGGAGUUAGCCCAGGCCGAAUCUAAAGACCAAGGGAAAACUCUCACCCUGGCAAGGACCAUGGACAUCCCUCGGUCUGCUCAGAACUUCCGGUUCUUUGCCUCCUCUAUCCUGCACCACAUGACGGAGUGCACACAGAUGGACCACCUGAGUUGUAUGCACUACACUGUCCGUACCCCUGUGGGAAUAGCUGGUUUAAUCAGCCCUUGGAAUUUGCCACUGUACCUGCUGACCUGGAAGAUAGCUCCGGCCAUCGCUGCUGGGAAUACCGUAAUAGCCAAACCUAGUGAGCUGACUUCUGUGACCGCGUGGAUGUUGUGUAAAUUCUUGGAUAAAGCAGGUGUUCCACCGGGUGUGAUCAAUAUUGUGUUUGGAACAGGGCCCAGGGUUGGUGAGGCCCUGGUGUCCCACCUAGAGGUCCCCUUGAUUUCCUUCACUGGGAGCCAGCCCACAGCUGAGCGCAUUACCCAGCUCAGUGCCCCCCACUGCAAGAAGCUCUCCCUGGAGCUGGGAGGCAAGAAUCCUGCCAUCAUCUUUGAGGAUGCUAAUCUGGAGGAGUGUAUCCCAGCAACCGUGAGGUCCAGCUUUGCUAACCAGGGGGAGAUCUGCCUCUGUACCAGCAGGAUCUUCGUCCAGAGGAGCAUCUAUAGUGAAUUUCUGAAGAGGUUUGUAGAAGCUACCAGAAAGUGGAAAGUUGGGAUGCCCUCUGACCCGUCAGCCAAUAUGGGUGCUUUGAUAAGUAAAGCACAUUUGGAGAAAGUCAGAAGCUACGUGAUGAAAGCUCGUGCAGAAGGGGCCCAGAUUCUGUGUGGUGAGGGUGUGGACCAGCUGAGUCUUCCCCCCAGGAACCAAGCAGGCUACUUCAUGCUGCCCACGGUGAUAACAGAUGUUAAGGAUGAGUCUUGCUGCAUGAAGGAAGAGAUAUUUGGUCCAGUGACGUGUGUUGUCCCUUUUGACAGUGAAGAGGAGGUGAUUAAAAGAGCCAACAGCGUUAAGUAUGGGCUGGCAGCUACAGUGUGGUCAAGCAAUGUGGGGCGCAUCCACCGGGUGGCUAAGAAGCUCCAGUCAGGUUUGGUCUGGACCAACUGCUGGCUCAUCAGGGAGCUGAACCUGCCCUUUGGCGGGAUGAAGAGCUCUGGAAUCGGAAGAGAAGGAGCCAAAGACUCAUUUGACUUCUUCACUGAAAUAAAAACCAUCACCAUUAAGCACUGACUCCCCCCUAUGGAGAAGCAGCUGCGGCCAAUGCCGGACAAUAGAGACUCACUCAUGGGAUGCAGCAGACAGAAAUCCUAGCAUGUGUUCAGCUAUGCCUUGACUUGCCAGGAGACUAACUCUUACUGGCCUUCACUAGCUGGUAUUUUUACCGGCUUGUGAAUAAAAAAAAAAAAUGCAGUUUUUAA
Molecule: messenger RNA, 1711 nt
Organism: Alexandromys fortis (reed vole)
Lineage: Eukaryota; Metazoa; Chordata; Mammalia; Rodentia; Cricetidae
Gene: Aldh8a1
Product: aldehyde dehydrogenase 8 family member A1
Exons: 7
Coding region: 57-1523 (488 amino acids)
Biological process (GO): retinoic acid metabolic process
Molecular function (GO): retinal dehydrogenase (NAD+) activity
Source: RefSeq, a predicted model, not a curated record